Molecule: messenger RNA, 3180 nt
Organism: Python bivittatus (Burmese python)
Lineage: Eukaryota; Metazoa; Chordata; Lepidosauria; Squamata; Pythonidae
Source: RefSeq, a predicted model, not a curated record
AACUGAACUGGGCCGACCAAUCAGGGAAAAAGAAAACCCUAAUCUUCCUCCCGCCCGGGCAGUACUUUCUUUUUCUGUUUUAUUUUGAGACCGAAAGUGCUAAUAUGCCUGGCAACGCAUAAAUGCGGUCGGGAUUUUGCUGCUCGCCGUCCCGGGGAUUUGCACCCCGGAUCCAGCACGAGCCAACGGGGGAACCCACCAACUCUUUGGAAGCUCGAAGUCCAUUUUCAGAGGCUCUUCUUCUCUUCUUUUCUCCUCCUUUCCCGGGAUAGCAAAUGCUCCUGUCUUUUUUUGCAAUUUAAUCCAGCUGCCUGAGAAGAGCAGCCCGUUACAGGCCGAGGAAUUGCAGCCUUGGGAGGGGGCAGGGCACCGAUGCCAUGGCGGACGACAACGGCCUGUUUGCAAAGAUUGUGGAAAACGGGGGCGAAGUUCUGGAGGCCGACGUGCAGAACAGCUGCAACACGGAGCCCAACACCUUGCUGCAGAAGCUGAAGAGUGCCAUCUCAAAGUCUGUCCAGAGCAAAGUUGACGGUAUCUUGCAAGAUGUCCAGAAAUUUUCAGAUUAUGCCAAACUUUAUCUGUAUCUUCAGCUGCCUUCGGGCCCAAGUUCAGGAGAAAAAAGCUUGGACCUCACUUCUCUCAAUUCGGCGGAACAGAUGCACGCCUGUACCUGGAUACGGAACCACCUGGAAGAGUAUCUCGACACCUGCUUGCCAAAACAAGACGUGUACGAUGCUUACAAGCGCUACUGUGACAACCUUUGCAGUCGCUCCCUGAGCGCGGCGAAUUUUGGGAAGAUCAUCAGAGAGAUCUUUCCGAACAUCAAAGCAAGAAGAUUGGGUGGACGCGGACAAUCCAAAUAUUGCUAUAGUGGGAUACGUCGAAAAACAGUGGUCAACAUGCCACCCCUGCCCAGCCUGGACCUUAAAGAAACAGAGACCCUGGAGCGAACGGAAAUGACCCACUCCUACAACGACGAGGUGGUGGAGGCCGCCUGUGCCUUGACCUGCCACUGGGCUGAAAAGAUCCUCAAGCGCUCCUUUGACAGCAUCGUGGAGGUGGCCCAGUACCUCCUCCAGCAGCACCUCAUCAGCUCCCGCUCGGCCCACGCCGACCUGGUCCUGGCCACCGUGGUCACAGAAAACACCGAGAGCUCCCGGGACAAGCGCCCUCCCCCAAAGAAAAGCGAACCAGAAGCCGCAGAAAACGCAGCCAAAACGCAGCCUCAGGCUAAGACAGAAAAUGCGCCCAAGCCCUCGGCCGCAGCCCCACGGAGUGAAGCCAAGAAGCCGGCGGACGUUCUGACCAAAAAGGCCAGCAGCCCGCAGGUCAACGCCUUGGUGGCCCGUCUUCCCUUGCUGCUUCCGCGCGUGCAGGUCCAACCUGGGGACCGGUUGGUGGUCUCUCCCGGGACGGCGGCCGUGCACGCUUCCCACCCCGUCCUGGCUCCUAAGCUCACCGCUGCCCCGGUUGGGGGAACAGUCAAAAUGGCGCUCUCCGUGGGGGCACCCUCCUCAACUUUACUCGCCUCAGCGGUGAACGGCCCCACCAGCCUGGUCAGCCAGCCAGCUGCCGUGCCGGUCAUCAACAUGGUGCCGGUCAUCAAUGUGGCAGUCCCGCCCGCAACUGAGAACCGGUCAAAGCCCAAAAGCACAGCCCCCAGUGGGGGUGGUGGAUCAUCCAGCAAUGACACCGGGCGGAGCCCUGGUGAUCCGCAGAAAAUCAAGAGCCCCGCCAAGCGGCCGGCAGACCGACCCGGGGAGGUGACCACGAAGAGGAAGCGUGGACGGCCGCGGAAGAACCCGGACGAGCCUCCUUUGCCGGAGAAGAGCAUCUUUAGGAAAGAGCCGUCGAAAGGCAAGGAGCCUUCUGACCUCAUUGGGGUGCCUGCGGGGGGCACAGAGGCCCCCCCCCCCUCCCAAGCUUCCCCCCCGCAGAAGGAAAAAGAGAAGACCCCAGCAGGGGGGGUGGAAAAGAAGCCCCCCGCCCCUUCAAAUGCUUCCCCCCAGAAGUUGAAAAAAGAGAGUUCCCAAGCGGAGGUCCCCCUCGGUGUGGAGCUCAAGAGGCCGGCCCCCGAGCAGCCGAGGGGAGGACCCCCGGUGGGGGCGCGGAACCUCAUUGUGGCGCCCACCAGGAAGAUCUCGCCCUAUCACCUGAGCGUCAUCAAAGCCAGGAUGCCGAGUCCUCUGAUCCCACCCAAAGGGUUUGGACGGGGCCUGCAGGAGUCCUCGCCACUGGAGCUGGACAAGCCGGAGAGGUGCGCCUCCUUUGAUCCCGAUCUGCAGCCCACGGAUCUUUCCCUCAAAUCUCGCCCGCCGCUGUCCAAGGACCGUCCGACAGCCUCGGGCUUGUGGGCGCCAACGGGACGUUUGCACCGGAUCAGCGCAGACCGCGAAAAGUCAGCGGAGGCCGCGAGCAGCUCAGGGCUGACAAGGCAAGCCCCCAGCUGAUACCUCUCCCCACGCCCCGUUCCUUCGGUCUGCUUCCUUGCGCGUUCCUCCUUAAGACAAAAACCCAACGCACGUGUGUCGAAAGGAAAAGGGGAAAAGCAUGAGCUUGGAAGACUCUUUACCCACCCAACCUCCUUUUCAUGCUGCCUCAUGAUCAUCGGUGCUUUCUCUUCCCCAACGGCUCCAGGUGGAAAAUGCGAACAGGGUAGGGCAUUCAGACGGGGGUGGGGAUCCUGUCUGCUCCAGACUACAGCGACAAAGUCAAGGGAACUCCGGUUCUAAAAAUCCCCUUCUUUGCAUCUUGUUACUAGAGGCAGAAUGACCUUUCUGGGAGCAGAGGAGGAAAUGUUUCAUUCUCAGCUUUUGACAUUUUGGGGUUUAUAUUUCACCUGGGGUGGUGAUGGGGGGGCUGUUGCAUUUCACACGGAAAUCCCUUGACCACCAGCAGCCUUUUGCGUCAGUAUUUAGAGACAAUCAUUUCACAGCCAACUUCCCAAAGAUUUUGCUCUCCGCCUGCUUGGCAGAGCUCCCAAACUGAAGUUUAAAAACUGGGGAUAUUCUCGUCUCCCUCCUGAUUUUGUAUUGAUCUGAUUUGGAAGCCCUUGCUUGCUCCUUCCUCUCCUCCUAACCCUCUCCUUCCCAUCUAUGGUUUUGGUUGUAAAUCCUGAAUAAAGUUAUGCAGAGAUUUUUUUUUUCUUAAAAAGAACUCUGUUUGUUUUGUCAAGUUAGG